Messenger RNA from Zophobas morio, 1348 nucleotides. RefSeq lists its product as uncharacterized. The coding region runs from base 5 to 1348 and encodes 447 amino acids. Lineage: Eukaryota; Metazoa; Arthropoda; Insecta; Coleoptera; Tenebrionidae. The transcript is spliced from 22 exons. The record is from RefSeq and is a predicted model, not a curated record.
CGAGAUGCCGAUGAUGCCUCCUCCGAUGCAGCAAAUGCCGAAGAUUCCGCAGAAAGAAAACGAAGAGAUGCCGAUGAUGCCUCCUCCGAUGCAGCAGAUGCCGAAGAUUCCGCAGAAAGAAAACGAAGAGAUGCCGAUGAAGCCUCCUCCGAUGCAGCAGAUGCCGAAGGGUCCGCAGAAAGAAAACGAAGAGAUGCCGACGAUGCCUCCUCCGAUGCAUCAAAAGCCGAAGAUUCCGCAGAAAGAAAACGACGAGAUGCCGAUGAUGCCUCCUCCGAUGCAGCAAAUGCCGAAGAUUCCGCAGAAAGAAAACGAAGAGAUGCCGAUGAUGCCUCCUCCGAUGCAGCAGAUGCCGAAGAUUCCGCAGAAAGAAAACGAAGAGAUGCCGAUGAAGCCUCCUCCGAUGCAGCAGAUGCCGAAGGGUCCGCAGAAAGAAAACGAAGAGAUGCCGACGAUGCCUCCUCCGAUGCAUCAAAAGCCGAAGAUUCCGCAGAAAGAAAACGACGAGAUGCCGAUGAUGCCUCCUCCGAUGCAGCAGAUGCCGAAGAUUCCGCAGAAAGAAAACGAAGAGAUGCCGAUGAAGCCUCCUCCGAUGCAGCAGAUGCCGAAGGGUCCGCAGAAAGAAAACGAAGAGAUGCCGACGAUGCCUCCUCCGAUGCAUCAAAAGCCGAAGAUUCCGCAGAAAGAAAACGACGAGAUGCCGAUGAUGCCUCCUCCGAUGCAGCAGAUGCCGAAGAUUCCGCAGAAAGAAAACGAAGAGAUGCCGAUGAAGCCUCCUCCGAUGCAGCAGAUGCCGAAGGGUCCGCAGAAAGAAAACGAAGAGAUGCCGACGAUGCCUCCUCCGAUGCAUCAAAAGCCGAAGAUUCCGCAGAAAGAAAACGACGAGAUGCCGAUGAUGCCUCCUCCGAUGCAGCAGAUGCCGAAGAUUCCGCAGAAAGAAAACGAAGAGAUGCCGAUGAAGCCUCCUCCGAUGCAGCAGAUGCCGAAGGGUCCGCAGAAAGAAAACGAAGAGAUGCCGACGAUGCCUCCUCCGAUGCAUCAAAAGCCGAAGAUUCCGCAGAAAGAAAACGACGAGAUGCCGACGAUGCCUCCUCCGAUGCAUCAAAAGCCGAAGAUUCCGCAGAAAGAAAACGAAGAGAUGCCGAUGAUGCCUCCUCCGAUGCAGCAGAUGCCGAAGAUUCCGCAGAAAGAAAACGAAGAGAUGCCGAUGAUGCCUCCUCCGAUGCAGCAGAUGCCGAAGAUUCCGCAGAAAGAAAACGAAGAGAUGCCGACGAUUCCUCCUCCGAGGAAGAGUCCGCAGAAAGAAAACGAAGAAACGCCGGCGAUGAUGACGGCGAAGAAAAAGUAA